Molecule: messenger RNA, 870 nt
Organism: Cyclopterus lumpus (lumpfish)
Lineage: Eukaryota; Metazoa; Chordata; Actinopteri; Perciformes; Cyclopteridae
Gene: snrpc
Product: small nuclear ribonucleoprotein polypeptide C
Exons: 6
Coding region: 74-520 (148 amino acids)
Biological process (GO): mRNA splicing, via spliceosome; mRNA 5'-splice site recognition; spliceosomal snRNP assembly
Cellular component (GO): nucleus; U1 snRNP
Molecular function (GO): pre-mRNA 5'-splice site binding; zinc ion binding
Source: RefSeq, a predicted model, not a curated record
UAGGUCUUAUAUCUGGUCGGAAGAUUUAUUGGGAACACCGGAAUCGCGCUCUCGACGGAGAUUGCCGGGGAACAUGCCUAAGUUUUACUGUGACUACUGUGAUACCUACCUUACUCAUGAUUCGCCAUCAGUGAGGAAGACCCACUGCAGUGGCCGAAAACACAAGGAAAAUGUGAAGGACUACUACCAGAAAUGGAUGGAGGAGCAGGCUCAGAGCCUGAUCGAUAAAACGACGGCCGCCUUUCAACAGGGAAAGAUCCCUCCCACACCGUUCCCUGGUGGCCCUCCCCCAGGUGGUCCUCCUCGGCCAGGCAUGCUACCAACGCCCCCCAUGGGAGGUCCGCCUAUGAUGCCCAUGAUGGGGCCUCCACCUCAUGGAAUGAUGCCCGGUGGACCCGGAGGCAUGAGGCCGCCGAUGGGAGGACCCAUGCAGAUGAUGCCGGGACCGCCACACAUGAUGCGUCACCCUCGACCGAUGAUGAUGCCGGUCCGGCCGGGCAUGAUGCGACCAGACAGAUAAGACUGGCUGGAUUUUCUCCGCUCUUUGUUGCCACAAACAGACACUGUCUAGUGAGAACACUUGGCUAAACACUUGGAUUUUUUUUUUUUUUUUUCAUUGCGCCUUUUUAAAAAAAAAUUUCAAACGUCCAACUUCUUCAACCUCAAACCUGAACUCCCAGAUGUAAUUAUGUCUACUUUGUCUAAUUACUUUAUUUUCUUGUGCCGGUAUUUAUUCCUAUACGAAUUGAUUUUACAUCCCUGUUAAAUUUUAAUUAAACUUCGUCUUGUGUUAGUAUCAAGUUUGAAACAUCUCGUCUCACUUUGACAAAACUGUUCAGCGCACACGGUUAAAGAGCGUGUUUGAUAUGA